CGAUUGUGUUAUCGCUAGUAGUCCAUCUCUAAUCGCACGAGGUGAAGAAAUCGCAAAAAAUUUCGGAACGUUUAUUGAAUUAAACAUACAAAACAAUUGAAAAUGACGGAAGCAGCGGAAAUCAACGGCAGAGAAGAAGUGGAGGAUGACGAGCAGGAUCAAAAGCAAAAGAAAUCCGACGUGAAACGACAUGACGACGGCGCGGCAGAUUUGGAACGUGUGACGGAUUACGCCGAGGAAAAGGAGAUCUCUGCGGACAAUAUAUCCAGCGCCGUGGAACAGUUUGGCAACCAGCGUAACAAGGAGAACGAACUGCGAGUAGCCAAAGAAAAGGAGCUCCAGAAGGUCCAAGUCAAGAAGGAGGACAUUGAACUGAUUAUGAACGAGCUGCUGGUUAGCAAGGCGCAUGCCGAGAAAGUGCUCCGCGAGCAGAGCGGCGACGUGGUGGCCGCCUUGGAAGCCAUCAUCAGCAACUGAGGUGCUCGGGUUAUCCGUCUGUUCUUCUUUUAUGUAGCGUAACACUGCUUUAUUUGUACAUUUAUAAACUCUAGCGAAGAAAACAAUACAAAACAAGAUUUUUAAGCCCACAAGUUAGAGAAAGAGUGGCUAAACGAA
Drosophila mauritiana is the source of this 615-nucleotide messenger RNA. Its product is annotated as huntingtin-interacting protein K. NCBI's taxonomy places the organism in Eukaryota, Metazoa, Arthropoda, Insecta, Diptera, Drosophilidae. Gene Ontology annotation, biological process: protein stabilization; negative regulation of apoptotic process. The record is from RefSeq and is a predicted model, not a curated record. The transcript has 4 exons. Bases 103 to 477 code for a protein of 124 amino acids.